Molecule: messenger RNA, 1290 nt
Organism: Beta vulgaris subsp. vulgaris (sugar beet)
Lineage: Eukaryota; Viridiplantae; Streptophyta; Magnoliopsida; Caryophyllales; Amaranthaceae
Exons: 2
Coding region: 1-1290 (429 amino acids)
Source: RefSeq, a predicted model, not a curated record
AUGGAGCAUGCCAAUGCUUUUCAGCAGAGACCACACAGCCCCUAUUCCAACACUUACAACCCAGGUUGGAGAGAUCACCCCAAUUUCUCCUAUAAGAGCAACAAUGUCCAAAAUCCUCAACCUCCACCACAAUCUUCCUACCAACCACCACAUCAAAAUCCACCACAACAUGCUGCUAGACAACCAUAUUAUCAAGGGGCUCCUCAGAACCCUCCUCCUGGUUUCAAUAGGCCUUCACCCCAAGGCUAUCAGCAGCAAGCUCCUCAUAAUAACAGCUCUCAAGAGCCUACUAUUUCAGAAGAUGCUGUGGAUGACAAUGAAGGUGAGGAUAGCUCCAGAACUGAAGUUGAGCGCGGGAAAGUGGAUGACGCAGAGAAACGCAAGGAGAAGGUUACUGAUUCUCCUACUCCACCACUACCUUUCCCCCAUAGGAUGCAAAAAUCAAAGGUCGAUCAACAACUUGGUAAAUUUAUGUCUAUGGUCAAAAAUCUUGAGGUAACAGUUCCUUUCACUGAUUUAAUUUCUCAAGUACUUGUGUAUGCCAAGUUUCUGAAAGAUAUGAUAACUAAAAAGAAAGAUUUUGGUGGGAUAGAUAGGGUUGCUUUAACUGAAGAAUGCAGUGCUGUUCUGCAAAAUAAAAUUCCACCCAAAUUAAAAGAUCCUGGUAGUUUUUCCAUUCCUUGUCAUGUGGGUGCUCUGUUUAUAGAUAAGGCUUUGUGUGAUCUAGGUGCUAGUGUAUCUGUUAUGCCUUUAUCUGUCUGUAAUAAACUGAACUUGGGUGCUUUAAAGUGCACACAGAUUACUUUACAGAUGGCUGAUCGAUCUGUGAAGUAUCCUUUGGGUAUUUUAGAGGAUGUCCCUCUUAGAGUUGGAAAAUUUUAUAUUCCUGUGGACUUUGUAGUACUUGAUAUGGAAGAAGAUAGUCAAAUUUCCAUUAUUUUGGGUAGACCUUUUCUAUGUACUGCUGGUGCUGUUAUUGAUGUAAAAUCUGGCUCUCUGACUUUUAGUGUUGGUGAUGAUACUAUUACUUUUAAGUUAACCAAUGCUAUUAAGUCCCCUAUGCUUGAGCACACAUGUUGCAAGAUUGACAUACUCGAUGAGAUCUCUGGAGUUAGUUUUUCACAAUUUCUGUCUGAUGAAUUAUUGGAGACAAGUCUUGAUCUCACUGAUGAUUGCCGACUGAGGGCCGUGUUCCUUGUCUUCUCCUUGUUGCAAUGCGGACAUUGCCAAGUUCAGCUUGGGGGAGGAACUUCACUGCACAUAUGGUAUCUUCUAUCACUUCUUAGGUAG